This is a messenger RNA of Exaiptasia diaphana, 830 nucleotides long. Its product is annotated as methyltransferase-like protein 2-A. Gene Ontology annotation, molecular function: tRNA (cytidine-N3)-methyltransferase activity. The record is from RefSeq and is a predicted model, not a curated record. Lineage: Eukaryota; Metazoa; Cnidaria; Anthozoa; Actiniaria; Aiptasiidae. The transcript is spliced from 7 exons. The coding region runs from base 2 to 709 and encodes 235 amino acids.
GAUGGCGGACGAAGCGAAUGAAAAGAGACCACAGUUCGGAGGCCGAUUACUGACCGAUCCAUCAAAGGUUUUCGAACACAAUGCCUGGGAUAACGUUGAAUGGAAUGCAGAGCAUGAAGAUGAAGCGUUAAAAAAGAUUAAAGAAAAUGCUGAGGUAAAACUGGAUAGCAGCAUGCAAGAAAAAUAUGAAAAUGAAGCUGACAACUUUUGGGAUGGCUUUUACACACAACAUCAAAACAGAUUUUUCAAAGACAGACAUUGGUUAUUUACUGAAUUUCCAGAACUAGGGGCACCYRCUAAUACUGAAAAUGAAGGAGAUUSCUCAAAUAAUAGUGUAAAGAAAUUAAAUGWUGAUGAAUCGUGCAGCACUCGAAAUCAGGAASUURAUAACCAAGAUCAGGAAUACUCACAGGACACGUUUAYUGGGUGUCAUGCUAAAAAGCGUAUUCUUGAGGUUGGAUGUGGUGUUGGUAAUACAAUAUUUCCUAUUCUUGAAGCAAACAAUGAUCCUGGGUUGUUUGUUUWUGGCUGUGAUUUCUCUAAAACUGCUGUAGAUUUAGUAAAGGAACACCCUGAUUAUAAUGUUGGACGGUGCCAUGUUUUUGUCUGCGAUGUCACCAAUAUUGAUUUUACUUAUCCUUUUCCUGAUCAAAGUCUGGACAUAAUUAUAUUGAUWUUUGUAUUAUCUGCUAUCCACCCUGACAAGUAAGCACACACUAAUGUAGUUUAUUGCAACAUGAUUUCUUGCUUUUUUGUAUAAAUGUUUUUAGUGAUUGUUUGUUUGUUGUUUACAUGUUUUUUAUCUGAAUCCAUUUGUGCCUUGCUGGAUG